AUGGCUGCUUCUCUUGCGCUCGCAGCUCCAGCGGCGCUUGGUGCGCUCGCCUACGUCAAUGCCAAAGCCUCCAUCGGGUACGACCUUUUCAUGGCCAAGUGCAUCGCGCAGGGCCUUGUGGUGACUGCAUACAGGGAACGGACGCAGCGACUCGGCCUAUUCUCCGACUUGGAGUACUGGGCCACUCGCGCUGACCAUGCAGACCUGCCUCUUCUUCUGUAUCAGGGCAAAACGUGGGCGUAUGCACAAUUGUACGACACGGUGCUUCGUUAUGGGCACUGGUUAAAGACGAAACUGGGCAUCAAGCCCAACCAGGUUGUCGCCAUGGCCUAUACAACAUCCGACAUGUUUGUCGUUACCUGGAUGGCGCUCUGGAGUAUCGGAGCCAAGCCGGCGUUCAUCAACCACCUUCUGACAGGAAAGGGACUGGCGCACUGCUUGCGCAUAUCGACUUCGGCCAUCUGUCUAGUUGAUCCUGCGGUCGCCUCUCCAAUUCAAGAGGUCAGCGGGGAUGUUUCCCCUAUGAAAAUGGUCGUCGUGACGCCGGAAUUGCAAAGAGCGGCGUUCAGUGGUCCAGCGGUUCGCUACCCAGACGAAGACCGGAAGAUUGAGGCCAAAACAGAUCUCGCUAUUCUCAUCUAUACGUCUGGCACUACUGGGUUUCCUAAGGCUGCUGUCGUAUCGUGGCAAAAGGUGAUUCGGUUAUGUAUCAUCACGCGUAAUAUGAUGGGUCUUGGAAAAGGCCACACUCUAUACACAUCCAUGCCGUUUUAUCACAGCGCCGGAUCUCUCGUCGGGUUCGCCUCGACCUUGUUCGCAGGCGGCACAAUCGCCUUUAGCCAAAAAUUCUCCAAGAACACAUUCUGGAAAGAGAUUCGCGAAACCAAGGCCGACUCCAUUGUGUACAUUGGCGAGGCGCUGCGAUACUUGCUCGACGCGCCGACAGAACGCGAUCCAGUGACGGGGGAGAGUCUGGACAAGAAGCACAACGUCAAGCUGAUAUACGGUGCUGGCCUUCGAGCCGACGUCUGGCCCAAGUUCAAGGAGAGAUUCGGCAUUGACACGAUCGUCGAGUUUUACGGAGCCACCGAGGGCGUGACGGGUACUUGGAACAUUAGCCGCAACUCGCUGUCUCAGGGCGCGGUCGCUCGCGUCGGCUGGCUUCUCCGCACGCUCCUCUACAACAGGGUGACAAUCAUCGUGCUAAACGACUGGGAGACCGACACCCCCCUGCGCGACGCCAACGGUCUCUGCAUCAAGGCCAAAGUCGGCGAGACGGGCGAGAUGCUCAUCAAGGUGCCGGCCGAGGACAUCAACUCCGAGUUCCAGGGCUACUACAAAAACUCCAAGGCGACGGAGGAAAAGGUUCUUCGCGACGUCGUCACCAAGGGCGACGCCUGGUUCCGGACCGGCGACGCGCUCCGCUGGGAGCAGGACGGGCUGCUCUUCUUCAGCGAUCGCCUCGGGGACACGUUCCGCUGGAAGGGCGAGAACGUGUCGACCAUGGAGGUCGGCAACGUCAUGGGCAUGCACCCCUGCGUCGCGGAGGCCAACGUCUACGGCGUCGAGCUGCCGCACCACGACGGUCGCGCCGGCUGCGCCGCGACGUCUUUCCGCGGCGGGGCGCCGCCGACCAGCGAGGACCUUUGCAGCCUGGUCACGCAUCUGCGCACAUCUCUGCCGCGGUACGCCGUGCCGCUUUUCCUCCGGCUCGUGGAUGAGGUCGGCAGCGCUUCGUCGACGACCGGAACGCACAAGCAGCAAAAGGUCGCGCUAAGAAGGGCCGGCGUCAACCCGGUGGACGAAAAGGGCGAGGAUGUCACGCUGUACUGGCUCAAGGGCGACACAUAUGUGCCGUUUGGCAAGGCGGAGUGGCAGCGUAUGCAGAGUGGCAAGGUGAAGCUGUAG
Akanthomyces muscarius is the source of this 1908-nucleotide messenger RNA. RefSeq lists its product as uncharacterized. NCBI's taxonomy places the organism in Eukaryota, Fungi, Ascomycota, Sordariomycetes, Hypocreales, Cordycipitaceae. The record is from RefSeq and is a predicted model, not a curated record. Bases 1 to 1908 code for a protein of 635 amino acids. The transcript has 3 exons. Gene Ontology annotation, molecular function: long-chain fatty acid-CoA ligase activity; long-chain fatty acid transmembrane transporter activity.